AUGCCGGUUUUGGAAUCCACACCAUUGUAUCGCUCGAAGGAGGUUGAUUUACUUUCCGCUUUCAUUACUGAUGAUAUUACAACAACUGUACCUGCCCUCAUAGUGCAUGGGUACAAAUCUAUAGGGAAGACGUACACCCUUGAUUCAUUUUUUAAUAACAGGUUAUCACCGAGAGUCAAGAAAACUAUCAUUCGGUGUGAUGAGUGCGUUACUAAGAGAGUGCUCCUACAGAGAUGUUUGAAAAGGAUUAGGGAAGAUAGUGGUAUCCCAAAGUCCAAGUAUAGUGAAAAUGUAAGUUAUAGAGGUGGAGAAGUAACAAACUUCGGAGGAGUUUGUGAAAAUUUCGAGAAUUUUAUCAUUGCCAUGGAGCAAUUCAUCGAUGAAACUGGAUACAAUGAGCCCCAUGUCUUAGUUUUGGAUCGAAUUGAUCAGUAUAUGGAAAUUGCUGAUGACUUGUAUACGGCGUUCAACAGAUUGCAUGAACAGUCCACCGUGAAGUUUUUGACGACAGUGCUAGUGAUAUCUGGAGAUUUACCGAAGGAAAUCGUUACUUCUAGUGUGCCUCAGAUCUUUUUCAAGGCAUACGAGCCAGAUCAAGUACUUGAUAUCCUUCAAUCGCAACAGUUGUGUGAGUUUAAUGCAAACUUGAGGAUUCCUACAAACAUUCAAGUGGACUUUUGGAACCAAUACACCAAGAUUAUUGUAGAUUUAUUCUUUUCAUACACUGGAUCAAGCAUGAAUGUAUUGAUAGACAUUUGUUACGAACUUUGGGAACAUUUCACCAAACCAAUUGAAUCAGGGAAAUAUCAACCUCAAGACUUCUUGAAAAUUUAUAGAGAGAUCAGGACUUCUAUAUUGGAUGAUAACGUGUUCAGCCAAUCUCUGGUUGAACCGUACAACGAAACAGAGUCCAACAAAACGAACAGCAGUAGUCUGUUUGAUUUACCUGUACAUUCUCAAUUUAUCCUUAUGGCGUGCUAUUUGGCUUCUCUUAUCGAGCCCAAAAAUGACUUACAAAUGUUUUCCAAAUUGAAAACUCUUAGAGCUGAGAAGAGUAAUAAAAAGCUGUCACCUUCUAAACCUUCUAAAUCUUCAAGACAACAAAUGACUAGGCAGAAUAUAGACACCAGAUUGCUUACUCCAGGAACUUUCGAAUUGGAGAGGAUGUUGAGUAUAUUGACGGUUAUAUAUAGAAAUGAGUCUUCUUCAUUGAGUGCAAGUAUAGAGAGAUUACACAUGAUUGAAGAAGAGAAUGAUAACUGGGAUAAAGAAUUGGCUACUUUCACCUUAAAUGCAAAUAUUGACGUGAACAGUCAACUAGCUACAUUAGCUUCACUAGGUUUGGUUCAAAGAACCAGUUCUGAUGUACUUUCUUCUCAAGCUAGAUGGAAGUGUAAUAUGUCAUGGUCUACAGCAGAGUCAAUCGCGAAGGAGUUGAACUUCCCUUUGAAGACUUACCUUGAGGAUUAG
Molecule: messenger RNA, 1470 nt
Organism: Dujonia railenensis
Lineage: Eukaryota; Fungi; Ascomycota; Pichiomycetes; Serinales; Debaryomycetaceae
Source: the annotation of a GenBank genome assembly